AUGUCACGCCGUCACGAAAAAGGUAUCUCCUCUACCCUGGACGGGUGUGACAUUUCCAUAGCUGCACCUCUCGGCGACGAUUGGGACUACGUGAAUGUUGCACGCUGGACAACGUGGAACGGCGGAAUCUUCUGCAACGUCGUCGACAAGGACGUGACGCAUGUACUCGCUACGCCUGAGCAGUACGAAGCGAAGAUCUCUACCAUCCAGCAGGCUAUCAAGUUCAAGGCACACAUUGUGACCAAGGACUGGUUCGAGGACUCGCUCCGUAAGAGGCGACACUUGAAUGAGGAAGAUUACUCCCUCGAGAAUAUCGACAAGGAAGAUAAAGCUAAGAAGGAACGUGAGGCGAAGGCGCAGAAAGGGAUUAAAGAGGCCGAGUCCUUCGUUAACACAAACCUCCAUCACAUCUAUAGAGAUGAUACCUAUUUCGCCUACGAGAUCACCUUGACUCGUAACGACAAGGAGAGUGGAAAUAUCGGUCAGAAGUACCAGCUCUAUCUCUGGGAAUCUAACGCUAAGCCGCACCUUUAUAUGUUCGCGGCCAAAUUCUACAAGAAGCCUCGCGACAGCCGCCCUUCGAUCUACCGUCCGCGGGAGACCGGCGUGUGCCUAGAGAUGGCAUUGAGAGACUUCGUGGUGUUCUUCUACCAAAAGACCGGAAUCCACUGGAACAACCGCAUCGUCAAAGCGGGAACUACGGACAAGAGCAAGUUCCAGUACAAGCCUCCCACCGGCGGAAAGCCAGUGGGCACCCUCUAUAACCUGGCUCCUGAGAGCUUGUCCGUUGUCGGCAACGGCACUAACUCCGCGUCGGCAGCGGAUUCAACUUCGAGCACUAAGAAGGACCAGAAGCAGGCACUGCCUGAUAAAGCUGUCAGCCGCAAGCGCAAGAGCUCCGAGGAGCCUGUCCAGCGCACCGGCGGCGAGAAGCGACAGCGCCGGGAGAAGGAGAAGGCGAAGGUGAAGGAGGACGACAAGAAAAAGGUCGAGAAGGAGAAGGUGAAAGAGAAGAAGGAGGAAGAGAAGCCGAACUAUGAAAACUCGGUUUCCUCUCGAACGCGCGGCAAGACCGCGGCUAACAACAAGAAGAGAGCUCGUGCCUGCGAGGACGACGACGACCUUGCCGUCGAGCGUCACGAGACGGCCAAGCGCCAAAAGGUCAAGGGAGCUGGUCCCAACGAGGCGAGUCAGGGAGAACAGCCUGAGAUCAGCAACCUCUCGGCGGUAGUCCGCGCUAUGAAAAAGACUCGUAGCCGAAAGGCGUAG
Messenger RNA from Daldinia childiae, 1269 nucleotides. RefSeq names its product putative brct domain containing protein. The record is from RefSeq and is a predicted model, not a curated record. The coding region runs from base 1 to 1269 and encodes 422 amino acids. NCBI's taxonomy places the organism in Eukaryota, Fungi, Ascomycota, Sordariomycetes, Xylariales, Hypoxylaceae. The transcript has 5 exons.